AUGCAUCUAUACCAUUUGACAGUGGAACCCACUCAGCAAUGGCACGAGGUCGUCGUCGGUCAUUUCCUUGAUGACGGCACGCUGUCGCAACAGAUCGUGGUUUCCAGAGGUUCGUCAUUAUUGGUGGUGGGGCUCGCUGGAGAGAAUGAUACUCCUCAGCGGCUUAACUACCUGCCGUUACUCGGAAGGAUAUGGCACAUUGCUAAAAUUCGCCCCGCAGGGCUGCUGGUUGAUUUCCUAGUGGUGACUCUGGACCUGGGCCAAUUGGUGAUUUUAGAGCUACAAACGUCUGGUUGGGUACAACGGCUACGUCAACCAUUCGAGAAAAAUGGCUUUAACCGCACCAACGCUGGCGAAUUCAUGGUGGUGGACCCAGACGACCGGUGCGUGAUGCUUGCCGGUCUUCAGAGUAACCGGAUAAUAUACCCCGUGGCCUACCUGGCGCUGCGAGGAGUUACCGUCGAGGCUCCCGUCCAGUUGAAAGUCGAUGUCUCUCUGGUAAUUCUUACUAUGGCGGCAAUUGAUACUCGUUUUGAGAACCCGAUGUUUGUCACCGUGGAGGCCGAUCCCGAUGGCAAAGACUACCUUAAAUGGUAUACGUUUGACCAAGGGCUCAAUAUCAUUCGUCUACUAGGACAACCAACAGCCUUAGACGAGAAUAACGAAUCAUACCAUUUGGUUCAGGCUCCCUUUGGUGGGGUCUACGUGGCUCAACCAGGUAAAAUUGCAUACUAUUCAGGUCCUCUGGCCAAACUGGCGCCGAUAAUAGCCUCAAUACCCCUGAACCUACCCAUUGUGUGCCACGCAACUCAGACAAAGAAGAAACAGCAGUUCUUAUUAUUACAAGACACUACUGGUCACUUGUGGCGAGUAUUGACCACCAUCGACUCCGAACGUGAGUUUGUUGAGCAGGUUAACGUUGUGUACUACGAAACCAUCGAGCCGUGUCUUCUGAUUGGCAUUUUGCGUGCGGGCUACCUUAUUGCCAAUCCCGUGGUCGGCGACGUCGUCAUGUACUUAAUUGAGCUGAUGGGGGACGAAUCGAUGGAUUCAUGGACCCCUCGACAAGAACUUAAACAUCUUGAGGUGAGUCUGAAGAUAUAUAAGGGCUCACCCGUGAUGGAUGCGGCGCUAUACAAUCAGACUAUGAUUUUGAAGCUGCCUCAACUGACUAAUAAAGUACGGAAAGGCACCCCAACACUGAUCCUUGUAUCACUGCCACUUCCAUUUGUUCCCACAUCAGUGUUUACCACCAAGAAAACGCGUAAAAGUGAUCUGGACGAGUACCUUGUAAUCACUCUGAGUACCGAGCUGAAGACGCUUGUACUCCUGAUUGGCGAAGUGGUUGAAAAUGUCAAAGAUAGUCAUUUCAUUGAGACUCAGCCCACCGUAUUGGUGGCUCAAGUGGGGGUUUCGUCGUUGAUCCAGGUUUACCGUGACGGUAUUAAUCACAUUAAGCUUGAUGGCAAACAAACCAUGUGGCAUCCUCCUGCUGGGAUUUCUGUUGUGGCCGCUGCUGCUAAUAAUUUUCAAGUAGUGGUGGCCCUUCUGGAUGGUGCUCUUGUCUACUUUGAAAUAGAUGCUACUGACGAUCAAUUAGCCGAGUACGGCGAGCGACUUGAAGUUGACACCGGUGUCACCUCACUUGCCAUGGACUUGACCAGAAGAGCUAAUUACGUCGUCGUUGGUACCAAGGAUAAUGAAAUCCAAGUGGUGCUGCUUCAAGAGAAUCUGUGCCUCGAAGUACUUCUGAUCCAAGCGCUUCUGGCUACGCCUCUGUCACUUAAUCUUCGCGGGUCCCAUUUGAGUAUUGGUAUGGAGCUGGGGGUGUUUGUCCUAAACCAAAUUGACCCAAUUACGGGUGAUAUCACUGGUACGAGAAAGAAGUUUAUAGGUACUUCCCCCGUAUCACUUUACUCUACGGGAACAUUAGGUUCGCUCGUGAUUCUGUCGGCGACCUGGCUUUUAACUGGCAAAGGCGAUCUCUCGCCGCUCUUAAACCUCGAUCUCGUCUGUGGCGCAGGUUUUAUCCUGGAAGAAAUAGGCGGCGAAGCCGUGGUGGGGAUUAAUCGUCGCGGUGAGCUUGUCAUCUUCAAUGUGGGUGAGGAGGAAGAGACGGGGUUAGUCACCCUAGGGCCAUUAGUCCCUGAAACGGUCGACGUUGAGGGCAAUGGUAAACGAGUACUCGAAGACGGUGACUCGUUCUACGUGGCUACUUCAAACGGAGUACAGGUAGUAACUGAGUCUAAUGUGGAGACUAUACCUGAGACUCCUGACUGCUCGCAAGCAACACUGAUGGUAAGGGCCAAACUCAAGGGUAAGCAGUAUCUUUUCAUCGCCCUCCCCGGUCAAGUGGUUCUGAUCCUUGUCGGGGAAGACUCUCAAUAUGAAUACUUACACACUACCGACACGAAACUCCCGGGCUUUCAGACGCUUCUCGGGUUUCAAGGAAGACUUCUUUUAGGUCAUGGACAAGAGAUACGCUACUAUGAUGUUGGGCUUAAGCAGCUCUUAUUCAAGGGGGCGACAAUAAUACCCCAAACUACCAUUGUUUCCCUUCAAAAUAUGGAAGGUGAUCGACUUGCCUUGGGCGACAUUCGUCGAUCAGUUCGCAUAUUCAACUUUGAUACCUCUACCCAGCAAUUUGUGGCGGUGGCUGACGAUACCAGUGACCGUCACGUCACUACCGCGAUUGUGCUCGACCACACCACCGUUGCUGGUGGCGACCGGUUCGGCAAUGUGUGGAUAAACGAGCUUGACGACGUGACCAGCAAGGCAGUGGAUCUGCUGUGGCCGUUAUGGAUCAAAAGCCAUCCCGAAUACCUUCAAGGCGCUCCCGUCCGGUUGAAGCCCGUGGCUCAAUAUUACGUUGGUGAUGCCAUCGUCAAAUUGUGCCGAGGACUGUUAAUAUACGGCGGUGGUCAGGAACUGUUGAUUUAUUUCGGCAUCCUUGGCACCAUUGGAGUGAUGUUGCCUCUCCUCACCCUGCUGGAGCUUAAAUUUUUCCAAUCAUUACUGACGGAGAUGGCAGCAUUGUAUACUGAGUUCAACUCACAAAACUUGCUUGGUAAAGACGCCAUCAAAAGUCGUGGCUAUUAUGGCCCUUCGUAUAACGUCAUCGAUGGAGACUUAUUGGAGCAAUUCCACCAACAGGCAGAUGACGUUAAACAAACGAUCGCAACAAGGCUUAAACGACUGGUCGGGGAAAUCGAACGCCGCUUACUUGAGAUCCGUGAUCGGGCACUCCCUUAG
Molecule: messenger RNA, 3252 nt
Organism: Diutina rugosa
Lineage: Eukaryota; Fungi; Ascomycota; Pichiomycetes; Serinales; Debaryomycetaceae
Product: U2 snRNP complex subunit
Exons: 1
Coding region: 1-3252 (1083 amino acids)
Biological process (GO): mRNA splicing, via spliceosome
Cellular component (GO): U2 snRNP; nucleus
Molecular function (GO): U2 snRNA binding; protein binding
Source: RefSeq, a predicted model, not a curated record